Molecule: messenger RNA, 1690 nt
Organism: Alexandromys fortis (reed vole)
Lineage: Eukaryota; Metazoa; Chordata; Mammalia; Rodentia; Cricetidae
Gene: Pigbos1
Product: PIGB opposite strand 1
Exons: 2
Coding region: 1290-1583 (97 amino acids)
Source: RefSeq, a predicted model, not a curated record
AUUAAAUGAAGUUAAAAAAAAAGAUUUAUUAUGUAUACAAUGUUCUGCCUGCAUGUAUGUCUGCACGGCAGAAGGGGACACCAGAUCUCAUCAUAGAUGAGAUGGUUGUGAGCCACCUUGUGGUUGCUGCAGUUUGAACUCAGGACCUGUGGAUUAGCAGCCAGUGCUCUUAACCUCUGAGCCCCACGUCAGUGAAUAAUUAUUAUUAAUCUGUUUUUCACCACCCUCAGGGGAUUUCUCUUCCAAAUUAUGCUACUUUCUCUUUAGUUCAUUUUCUUUUUCCUUUUUUUAAAAUAUUUAUUUAUUUAUUUAUUUAUUUAUUUAUUUAUUUAUUUAUUUAUUUAUUUUGUAUGCAAUAAUCUGUGUGUAUGUCUGCAGGCCAGAAGAGGGCACCAGACCCCAUUACAGAUGGUUGUGAGCCACCAUGUGGUUGCUGGGAAUUGAACUCAGGACCUUUGGAAGAGCAGGCAAUGCUCUUAACCUCUGAGCCAUCUCUCCAGCCCCAGUUCAUUUUCUUGAGUCGAUCUCACUAUAUAGAUUAGGCUGGCCUUGGACUCAAGAGAUCCUCCUGACUCUGCAUCGUGAGUGCUGGAAUUGAAUGCCUGCACUACCAUACUCGGCUGCAUAUAUUUAUCUGACUUGGUGACAGGUCCUCACUAUAUAACCCUGGCUAGCCUAGAACUCACUGUGUGCACAGGCUGGCCUCAAACCUAGAGAGGUUUGCCUGUCUUCACCUCAUAAGUGCUGGGAUCAAAGGUAUGUGCCACCAUGCUGAGCAAUCAAAGCAUUAAAAAAAAAAGUUGGUGGGGGCUAGAGAAAUGACUCAAUGGUUAAAAGCACUGACUGGACUUUGAGAACUCCCUGGUUUGAUUUCCAGUACCCGCAUACUCUGAAGGCACCAGGCAUGCAUGCUGUUGCAGAUACGUACAUGAAGAUGAACACUCAUAAAAUAAAACUUUUAAAAAUGCAUCCGUAGAAACAUCAAGUAGAUGGGGACGUCUGUGCUUCCGGCCUCAGAUGCCUUCUGCUAACAUCCUUAGCUUUUGAGCUGGUGGAAAGAAAGGGCCUGUUACUGCAUCCCAGGAUUUUACCUGAUAGUUACAAAGAUAUUUGGCCACAUACGGAUGGCUAAAGUCCGACUAAGGGGUUAAAGAUAGUCCAAGGUAAUUUGACUUGAGGCCUGCAACAUCCUGGCUCCUCAUAGUCACUGAAGUUCUAAUUAGUCAGCUUGUCUUUUAGAAUGUUUAACGAAUGUGUUUUGUUUUUGUUUGUCCAGGAAACUUCAGUUCAUGAAACCCAAGAUACAAUUAUCAUCUUUUAAAAAGGAGGAAGGGGGUCUACUGAACAAACUGAGAUCUGAAGAGAUUCGCUGUCCGCGGAGCAUAGCUGCCCUCGGCCUGUGCACUACUUGUUUGGCAAUGCUCAGGAGAUUGACUGUUUCACAGGUGCUCUUUGCUGUUGCCCUUGGAAUUGCUGGAGGAAUGUAUAUUUAUCAGCCAAUAUUUGAACAAUAUUCCAGAAACCAGAAGGAAUUAGAAGAAAAGCUGCAAGGGUUUCAAGCAGCAGAAGAAAAGAAGAGCUAAUUCCGUGUCCAGUGAAUUUGUAGGCACUGCUCGCCAUUCUACUGAAAUUACACAUGGACCUAGUAAAAAUUUAGGUACAUUUUAAUAAAUAAAUCAUGGGUAAAGGA